Molecule: messenger RNA, 4002 nt
Organism: Bipolaris zeicola 26-R-13
Lineage: Eukaryota; Fungi; Ascomycota; Dothideomycetes; Pleosporales; Pleosporaceae
Exons: 1
Coding region: 1-4002 (1333 amino acids)
Biological process (GO): TOR signaling; regulation of actin cytoskeleton organization
Cellular component (GO): TORC1 complex; TORC2 complex
Molecular function (GO): protein binding
Source: RefSeq, a predicted model, not a curated record
AUGCGCAGCGACUGGCAACAUACAGUGAUUGAUCUCACCCAUGACGCCGAUGAGGAAUACAAUGCCAGACGCCGUCAAUCGUUGCCUGUAGGGGUAGAUUACUCUGCGAGGCACGAUGUAUCUUUACCUCCCGUCCCAGGACUAAACCCUCGCGUUCCUGCACCGAAGCCGACAAACGUAUACUAUCCACCUCCUCCCGGAAGCAGUCCACAAUAUGUGCAGGCCCCAUCCACAAAUCCUGCAGUACGGCAACAGGCGCAGACACUACACGAAAACAUGCGACCGACAGUCGCGAGGCCGAUAAGUGCGAUUACCAUGUCGCAAAACAACGGUGUACUGGUGUCCUCGCAAAAACAUAAUGGGUACACCUACGAUGCGCCAUUUGGAGCCGACAGGGCAGCCAAGAGGGCUAAGAUAGAGCCUACAGGCCCGCCGUCUUUCACGUCAAACAGAACACUUCCUGCUCAACAAACAAGUUCGCCCUCAUUCCAUGCACCGCAAAACGCAAAUUACUUUGGUGCCCCUUUUGGGUUGUCAUGGAAAGAAGACAAGGAUGCUUCCACAGCUAACAUUUUAACUUCGGACGUGGCCGGAUCACAACAACCCACAGGCAAUGCUUUGGUCAACCACCAAUCAGUCUUAGCAUCCGACCAUUUCCGCCCGACUGCGCCUACGGCCGAGUCGACGAUGCCGGCCAUGGACCCUUUCACGACUCGCGCAAAACGUCGCAAGACGGUUCACAAACCAUUCGACACAGCUCAGGACCACUUACUAAUAUUCCUAAAGGAAAUCAAACAAUACAAGUGGUCGGAAAUUACUGCAGAAUACAACAAGGAUAUGCCGUACCGGGAGUAUACUACACUCCAGAGUCGCUAUUCUACAGUCUUGAACAAGAGGGAUCGGUCCCAAGAUCCACCGACUUUGGUCUUACCCCCACGCUUCGCCGCAGAGGCGAGCAUAGACUGGUCGCGAAUUCAUGGAAACAGAUUUGUCGCGCCCAAAACACAAUCAGUGCAACAGACAAUUGAAUACGACUAUUCUUCUGGUGGUGAUUCUGCGCUUUCUCGGGAGCGGCCACGCCGUGCGCAACGCAUUAAUUACACAUGGCCAAAACAGCGCAUCAGGGCAGGAGACGUGUUUGCUGACGAUCCUACCGACGAGCAUGCUGACGAGCAUGUGUUUGGAGAGAUGUUCAAUGACACCUUACCUACACGGUCUGAAACCCCAGAAGAUGACUCACCUCCACCUGAUACAGCCUUUACUGUCGAUAAUGACCCAGUAGAAGUUGAGUUCAACGCUGGAGACGCGAAGUUGGUGAUGGAUCUGUAUAAGAAUUUUCGUGAUGCUCCAUCAAGAUUGGUGCCAUACCUGAGCAUAUCAGAGCGUAAGAUGAUGCAGAACCCUCCUGGAUUCUGUUGGGAUCAGCUGUCGAGUCGCAAAUGGCAAGGCUCAUUACUUCAUGUGGAUUUUAGCCCAGCUGAAAUCAAGAUUGUGAAAAAGACCAUUGUCUCAAUCAAAAGGCCCUUGCAAUUGAGACACAGUACAAAGCGAAGACAACUUCGAGAACUUCUGAAGGGUUUUUCCGAGCCUAAGAUGCUCAAACUAGUGGAAGUUCUGCGACAACGUCUCCCUUGUCGAGAUAGAAGCAGCAUCGAAGCGUUUGUGGAAGAUGCACAGGAUGGACAAAUCCCCGAGGUUUCGCACGUCCAAAGACUUGCAGCUGCUCGGCCCGAUGUCUCUAUGAGCUCGACACAAAAACCGUCUACGACGUCAAUCAUACGCCAGCGCGAAUUGGGAUGCCAGUCAAGGAGGGGGUGGCAAGCUGCUGCAAAGCCUCUUACAUACCAAGUCAAGAAUCAAAUCAUGGACACAAUCGGCCCAUCGGCGUUCUGGACAGGCGCUUCUAGCGACAUACACACUGUGGCAUGGGCUCCAGAUGGUGAGCGAUUCGCGGCAGGCGCAGUCGCUGUAGAUGACCCAGACUCUAUGCAAUACAACAGACCUAACAAUUUGCUUUACGGCAAUAUGAUCCAUGGCUCAAUACAUGAACUGGCUGAACACUAUAGGAAGCGCGAAAGGACCGAGGCCGGUGCUAACUCGAGCCAUGCCAUGUUUGCAUCACAAGACCCAAAGCUAUACUCUACAGUCAGUUCUGUGGCCUUUUCAACCAGCGGCAGAUAUUUGUACUCAGCAGGCUACGAUAGCCACAUUGGCAUAUGGUAUACUGAGGGCGACGUCGUGCAACCGAUCCUGGGUGCAAAACUGAAUGUCAAGGAUCCGAUCGAUAUUCUCUCGGUCAAUCGCUCCAAUGCUGGAGUCCUAGCAACUGCAGCUCGUGUCGCUCGAAGGUCAAUACGGGUGCUUAGAAUAAACGAAGAGGAUCCUUCCAAGUUUGACAAGUUCAGCUAUGAGUCCGUUAGAGCCAAUGAACGACCUGAUUUAAAGAUCCUGCCUACCGCGAUACAGUUCGAGCCCAAGUAUGGUGGCCUCCUUCUGGCUGGGUUCGGCGCUAAUCUGAAAGAGACUGGUUUUGACACUACUGGAGAUCUUUGUUUGUGGGACAUCCAGGCCGAAAGCGCACUCCCUAUCCAUGGAUCGAGCAAAAACGUCUUUGAUGUUGCAUUCAACCCCAAUCGUUCAUGGAUGCCGUACUUUGCAGCUGGAUGUGUGGCUGGAGGUGGCAAAGCUAACGGAGGAAUGCGGUCAUGUAUCAGAUUGUACGACAUCAAUAAUCUCAACAAGUUCACCUCUCCCAUGGAAUUCGACUGCAAGGCCUUGGACAUCAAUGAUGUCAUUUGGUGCCCACAUGACGAGCAUCUUAUUGCAGCUGGGUGCACGGAUGGUCGAGUCUAUGUGUGGGAUGGUCGAUGGCCAGAUGAUCCUCUACGCGUUGUUUCACACGGCCGGUCCUUGAUGCCGUUACAAGAAGGAGUCAAACAUGAAAUCACUGAUACUGGUGUGAGAUUCUUAUCCUGGGGCGAGAACGCUACAAGACUCUACUCUGGAUCUUCCGACGGCGUUGUCAAGGUAUGGGAUGUCACAAGAGCCAAGGAGGACACAUUCAUCAAGGAUGUCAUUACCACAAACUCAGGCAUCAUGUCAGGCGCAUUCAAUGCCGACUACAGCAAGCUCAUCAUCGGUGAAGUCAACGGCUCAGCUAAUGUGCUUGAGGUGGGCAGAGAUGACGUCACGCCCAAGGACGCAGAGAAGCUUCGCUAUCUUUCUUACCAAGACCACGAGCAAGACGAGAUUCAGGACCACGAGACUGGCGAAAUGACCGUGCCAGUACCCGAAUCAGGAAUCGCCGAGGCCCGCCAUCUACUCGGUACCGGCCAAAUGCAGCUUGCACCUAUGGGCGGCUUUCCGAUCCGACAAGCAGUUCAAGGACCGCAAUACAUGGGCCCAUUCGACCAGAGCGUCGAUGCGCCGUUUCUGCGUCAACAAGCUCUCGAGCUUCAACUUGAUCUUGCGACAGCACGUGGGCUGCAAUGUGACAUCGCAGCCUGUCGAGAAAAUCUCAUCAAGACGACCAGCGAGGAGGUGGGCGAUUCAGGAAGAAGUGGAGACCGCGUGCCGGAUGAACUACGUCUGCAAUGGAAGACGGUUGAUACCACACACAUUAUACCUGGUAAAUCACGAUGUACACAAUGCGGACGCCCAGCUCGCCCGGCUACCGACUCCACUUCCAACAUCCUCUGUGAGCGCUGCUCUUUUGCCUGUUUCCGCUGUAACGCGGUCAAUGCUGUCGAUCCCGCCACUACGACGUUGGUGUGCAGUGCUUGCGGUGGUGUCUGGGAUAUUGGUGUACUAGGUUAUGAGUGUGUUCAGCAGCCUGCGUUCAAGGGCGAGGCCCUUAACGUGCCUAAUUUGAAGAAAUGGGGCAAGGAAGUGCACGCUGAGAAACUUGAGGCUUUUGACACGGACUUUGGAGAUGAUAUGAAUGCGUUGACGGACUACUACUAUUCGUUGGCAAUUACUGAACCAGAGAAUCCGCCGCUUUGA